ACAGCCGCUCUGUGCUGGCGGCCCUGCCAAGUCAGUUUGAAAAGAUCAGACAAAGGCAGCAGGAAGCCCCUCGGCUUGGCAAUGAGUGUGAGCGGAGCUCAAACGCAAAACGAAACCUCACUCUUUUAUCUGAUAGCGGUUUGAAGACACGAUCGAAUCGGACUGAAUUUGCUUCCCCUGAGGGUUGUGUCAGUUUUAGACAUCUUUUUAAAAUGUACGACCGUCUGGAUCCCCGGGUCGAGCGAAGACUAUUAUCGGAGCGCCAAACGGCCAGCAGCGCUGCCUGACUGCCAGCGUUUCCCCCGUUUGCUGUCGGUCUGUAUCGGAUUCAAGCUUCUUUUUGGGGGCUUUUUUACAUUUGAAUCCUAACUGCGCCACCGAAAGGAUCACGUGGGACGUGGAGUUGAUCAAUUUACACAGUUAAAUGUGAAAAGAAAGCAAGCAAAGGUUUUUUUAAAAUACCUUUUUUUUCUUCUGAGGGGACUGUAUUCUGACCGUUGGUGGGGGGGGGGGGGUUUGCCGCCGUUUAUAUUCGUAGGCGCGCGCGUGGAAGAUGGAGACGCACAUCUCGUGUCUCUUCCCGGAGAUUUUAGCGAUGAUUUUCAGCUACCUGGACGUGAGGGACAAAGGCAGGGUGGCCCAAGUGUGCACGGCGUGGAGGGACGCGUCCUACCACAAGUCUGUGUGGAGGGGGGUGGAAGCCAAGCUGCAUCUGAGGAGGGCGAACCCAUCCCUGUUCCCCAGCCUGCAGGCGCGGGGCAUCAGGCGGGUGCAGAUCCUCAGCCUACGGCGCAGCCUCAGCUACGUAAUCCAGGGAAUGCCCAACAUCGAGAGCUUGAAUCUGAGCGGCUGCUAUAACUUAACGGAUAACGGCCUGGGGCACGCGUUCGUGCAGGAGAUCCCUUCCCUGAGGGUGCUCAAUCUGAGCCUCUGCAAACAGAUCACGGAUUCCAGUUUGGGCAGAAUAGCCCAGUAUCUGAAAAACUUGGAAGUGCUGGAACUGGGCGGCUGCAGCAACAUCACCAAUACUGGUUUGCUACUCAUUGCAUGGGGUUUGCACAGGCUCAAGAGCCUUAAUCUAAGGAGCUGCCGGCAUGUGUCGGACGUGGGGAUCGGACAUUUGGCUGGCAUGACCCGGAGCGCGGCGGAGGGCUGCCUCAGUCUGGAAUACCUGACCCUGCAGGACUGUCAGAAGUUGACGGACCUGUCCCUCAAGCACAUCUCUAAAGGCCUGACAAAGCUCAAAGUGCUCAACCUGAGUUUCUGCGGGGGCAUCUCGGACGCCGGCAUGAUUCACCUCUCGCACAUGACGAGUCUGUGGAGCCUUAAUCUGCGCUCGUGCGACAACAUCAGCGACACGGGCAUCAUGCACCUCGCCAUGGGGACCCUGAGACUCUCCGGGCUCGACGUGUCUUUUUGCGAUAAAAUCGGCGACCAGAGCCUGGCGUACAUCGCGCAGGGUCUGUACCAGCUCAAGUCGCUGUCGCUGUGCUCGUGCCACAUCAGCGACGACGGCAUCAACAGGAUGGUGCGCCAGAUGCACGAGCUGAGGACGCUGAACAUCGGCCAGUGCGUGCGGAUUACAGACAAAGGACUGGAGCUCAUCGCCGACCACUUGACUCAACUGACCGGCAUUGAUCUGUAUGGAUGUACGAAAAUCACUAAGAGGGGACUGGAGAGGAUCACGCAGCUCCCCUGCCUUAAAGUUUUGAACCUGGGCCUUUGGCAGAUGACUGAAAGUGAAAAAGUGAGGUGAAACUCCGUGAGAUUCUGGAGGGAGGGGAUUUGGGGAGGGGUAUGGAGGAGGAGGGGGUGGGUGGAGAGUUUUUUCUUUAUUUAAAUAAAAUACGUCCACUUACGGUUCUAGUUAUUUGGAUUUCAGUACAGCAAACUACAUAAAAGCUUGUGCGUUUGGCAAGCAAACGCUGAAUGUGAUACAUGUUUCAGAUAUUAUUAUUAUUAUUAUUAUUAACAACAACAACAGAGUCCGGCCAGUGUAAGAAACACUAAAACAAGUUUUUCCCUAACAAAUCGCAAUAUUAAACCUCCUCCUCCCUAAGUAUCGCGAUAUUUUGGCUACCUCGUUAGAUGUAUUAUAUCUGGUUAUUCUUAAAAAGAAUACGUAUUUGUGCCUAGAAAAACAACCCCCCUCCCCCAUGAUCUCCUCUUUGGCUUGAGAAAAGCAAAAAAGACUGAAAGAAUGGAUUCAAACAACCUUUGUUAAUUUUUCUUCCCUUCAAAUAGCCAACAAAAGGAGUCGCAAGCAAAAAUAGGCGAGUUUAUGCAAAGACAGACGAAAAUACUGGGUUUGUACACUAAAGCUUUUAUAUUUCCAAUCUCUUAGUUUUUAUUUUAGCUUAAUUUUGCAGGCAUAAAAGCCUUUAAUUCCUGCUUUGAAUAAGAGAUUCCCUCUGCUGAUAUAUUUAUGCUUAUGUAAGCAGAUAUUGUUUAAUUAAUGGCUGUUAUUCAGAGCGUUGUACUUCAAAUUGAAGUGAAAUUUGACCCGAAAAAAAAAACAAAAAAAAACCCAAACCUCGAGUUCCCUGGUUGCAAGUCACUGAUACCUGGUUUGCCUCUUCACAAGGCUACACAGGGAACUACAAUGUUAUUAAACCAAUAUGUCCGUUUUAAAUAAAUGAAUAUUCAAUGUUAUAUAUAAAGGACAUGGUCGAAACGAGGAGCAAUUGAUAUUUUUUCGGGUAACAAGCAAAUGAGUGUCAGGCCUAUAUAUGUAAACAUGAUGUAUCGACCUGCAACAUGUAUUGAGUCCUGCUGAGAAGCUUCUGUGUUCUAUUGUACUGUAAAUGUAUUUGUAAAAAAAAUCCCGAAUUAAAAUGUUUUAUAUUCUUACAAGUAAAAAACAUUAAAGUUGGUAUUUAUAUAAAUAAAAAGAGCAGCGUGGAAUUUCGUUAAACUGUUUUUGUGGGGGAAUAACUCGUGAUUUGUUUCAUUAAGCUUAUGCAUUUAGUGUUGUUUUGUGCCCUUUUAAAAGCAGGUGAAUGUCAUAAUGUUUAGAUGGUAUCAGAGUCAAAUGUUGGUAUGGUAUUAUCAGCAGGACAAGAGGUGCCAAAAUGUGUGGGUUUAUUUUGUUGUUUGCCAGGUAAUGUAGGGAAUUUGAAAAAUCAGCAUUUUAGAGGAUGAUAUUUGCACUUUACGGGUACAUUAUUUAUGAAGCGCAACAAAAUGGAUGCUUCCCCUUGAUUGUGCUAGUUAGGUGUUCUUUCUUUUCUUUUUUUCGAAUGCAUCUAAUCCGAUAAUUUUUUCUCUUCCAGAAUCCAAUAUCAAUUCAGUGACGAAACUGGUAGAAAAUUUUCACUAAGUUACUCCGAGACCCCCCAAAAAUUAUAAAUCCUGCUCUCAACAGUUGCCAUUGUUUCCCUAAGUUAAGAAGCCAGGUUUUGGAUUUUUUUCUUCUUCUCCUUGCUCAGUCACGCAUACCAGAUCUAAGAGAUGGGGUUUGUCCCACGGGAGUCUUCCUCCCCCCUUGAAGAAACCUCAAAAGCCCACCCCCUUCCUCAAACAGACACUUUUAAACAUUCCUCACCAUCAUUCAAAACAUUUAAUCUUAAGUCUAUGCUCCCCUCCAGAAGGGGUGGAGGAUUUAAACGGGGUUGCUGGCCAAUUGAUGAGAGAGAAUUUAAGCCCAUCUGAAGGUUACCGCCAUCUCUUUUUCACAAACUUGGCUGAGUUCAUAGAUCUUUUUUUUUUUGCCCGGAAGCGACAUUUCUUGUUGCAUUUUAUACAGUUGGAGAUGUCUGCAACAUAACAUGUAAUAGCACGUUAACAAAGUCAAAUGCUCUCCUGCUAGAUAUUUAAUAAUGAGAUGCUUUAAUGCUACUGUGUUAUUACUGAACAUAUUAUUUGACACUAGUGUAUUAAAACCAUACUAGUGUAUGAUUUUGCAAAAGAAAAAAAAUCUUCGAAAUUAUUACACAUCUGAGAAAUCUCACACCUUUUUUUGAAAUGUAAAUGCAAGUUUAUUUUACUGCUGGCAGUAGGGCCAUUUUAACAAACAUUUGCAGCGAACUGUAAGGGUCUUCCAGCACCUGGUUGAAGGUGUCUCCAAGUUACAGAGAGUCACUUUGAAGUUUCAGAAGGUUCCAGUAAGGUGGGGGAGUGGAGGGCUUGGAGUUGGAAGUUAUUUUGCUUUGUCUAAAAUUCCAGGCAUUUUAGAAGGUACAUGUUAUUUGCUCAGAUCAAAAAGUGUAUUCAUCUAAUAAAAGGCACUUAUUUUUUAUUUAUUUUUAUAAAAAUCUGAUUUGGUUGCAGAAGAGGUUUGAGAGUUUAGAAAAGAUUGCUGAAAGCCAAGCCUGCCACAUUGCUGGAAAAUAGAGAGGAAUUUGUGAGUCACUGUUUAACUUUGCACUGUAAAAAUGUGUGUGUGGUGCAGGAACCCUGUCUGACUUCAGGAGACCGGCACCAUCUAGCAAACAUGGCAUAUGAGAGAUACUUAAGUUGUGUCAAGGUGCUGCUCAUGUUCCUUUCUAUGUGUGUGGCAUUGCUGUUUAUCUGUUCCGAACAAUGGCAUAAGGCCAGAUGCACAGGGCAUGGUGAGCAAACAGAAUCUUUUGCACAAUUAUGCACUGGAUAAAUACUUUGAAUGAAUGAGGUUUGAAUGAAGUCUCUGUGUGUGAUUUGAGCUACAGGAAACUUAUUUAGCUAAUCAGGAAAAGCAGAUCUUUAAUUUGUGCAAAAGUAUGCAAUCGGCAUUCUUGAGAACCAACAAUUGGCAACAUUUU
Messenger RNA from Myxocyprinus asiaticus (Chinese sucker), 4739 nucleotides. RefSeq names its product F-box and leucine-rich repeat protein 14b (gene fbxl14b). Gene Ontology annotation, biological process: SCF-dependent proteasomal ubiquitin-dependent protein catabolic process. The transcript has a single exon. Gene Ontology annotation, molecular function: protein binding. Lineage: Eukaryota; Metazoa; Chordata; Actinopteri; Cypriniformes; Catostomidae. The record is from RefSeq and is a predicted model, not a curated record. Gene Ontology annotation, cellular component: SCF ubiquitin ligase complex. Bases 554 to 1756 code for a protein of 400 amino acids.